This is a messenger RNA of Arachis ipaensis, 1801 nucleotides long. Its product is annotated as Putative membrane lipoprotein. The record is from RefSeq and is a predicted model, not a curated record. Lineage: Eukaryota; Viridiplantae; Streptophyta; Magnoliopsida; Fabales; Fabaceae.
GUGUGAGGCGAAUUUGCUCCUGGUUUUUAUGAACCUCUCUACACUCCACAAAGUGGUAUUUUAUGGGUGAAGGGGAUCUUUCUUUCACUUCUCACCAUCUAUUUGUUAAUCUUUGUGAUGGGACUAAUCCAUAUGAUAUAUGAGGGUGCUUAAUCUUCUUAAGUGGAGUUAAAGCUAAAGGCUACUAUUGGAGCUCAUGCUUAUGAUUUGCAAGUGUUGCUUUCAAUAAAGAAAGAGAAAGAGAGAAAGAAUGUGCUUUUUGGUUGGCCCUUUUAGCAUAUUGGUGUUCUUUUGGGGGAGGCUUUAGCAAUUUGCAACUAAGGUUUGUUGUUAUUAUGUCAAAGCUUUAUUGGUAGGGAGGAGAAUGUUAUGUGGAUAAAAUAAUAAUAUUACAUUGAAACUCUAGUACUUGUAUUCUCUCUGUUGAAUUUGAGGUUUUGAUUUGGUUGUAUUUAUAGUGCACAUGUUCUGUUUGAUGUUUUGUUUUCUCUGGAUUGAGGUUUGAGGUAAGUUGCAAGAGUUGUUGUGUUUCAAUGUGAUUUUUUGAGGGUCAAUAAUGAAAUCUUUGAGUAGUGUAGGUCUUGGUUUGAGCAUUGUUUUCUGUUGCCUCUUGUUAGCUUUGGUAGCUGAAGUUUACUAUUUGUUAUGGUGGAAGAAGAGGAUAACAACCAAUAAUAGAGAGAUUGAGAAUCAUAACUAUGGCAACCCUUUCAAAGAGCUUUUAUAUAUGUUUUGUUGGAAGAAGCCAUCACCAUCAACAUUAUCAUUAUCAUCAUCAUCUUUGAGGCACAAUACAGGUUUCACUUGUUCUUCAAUGAGUACCAGUGACACCCUUGUUCAUGACCCUGAAUCACAAACUAACAACAAAGAAUUUCACUUCAAACCCUUUGGUGAAGAUGCUGAGUACAUGAGGCAACAAGAGCUAUUAGGCCCUCCAAGAUUCUUGUUCACAAUAGUUGAAGAAUCAAAGGAAGAUUUAGAAUCUGAUGAUGGAAAAUCUAAGGGAAAAGGUUCAAGAGGUAGAAGCUUAGGUGAUUUGCUUGUUGUGGAAACACCAUAUUUGACUCCUAAUGCAUCUCCAUCAUUCUUCACUCCUCCUUUCACUCCAAGUAGUCCUUACAACCAGCAUGGAUUCAAUCCUCUUUUCGAGUCCACAACUGAAUCCGAGUUUAAUAGGAUUAAGUCGUCACCUCCUCCAAAGUUCAAGUUCUUGCAAGAAGCAGAAGAGAAGCUUAGAAGAAAGUUACAAGAAGGUGAAAACAAUAAGGGAAAUAAUAAUGUAGAUGAGGUUGAUGAUUGUUCCACGAUGACAACCAUUGUUGAUAAGAAAACAGAAAGAGAGGUUAACAACCAUUCUCAUCAUCAUAAUCAUCAUCAUCAUCAUAAUCUACCACAGCACCAUUCAAGCUCUUCACAGAUUUUGGAAUUUGUUUCCUCCACUGUUGAGUUGUUUUGGGAUGCAGUUAAAACUCAAUCUGCUAUGCCAGUUGUUCAAUGUACUCUGAACGUUACAAAGUAUUUUCUGCCCAGAAAAGGUUUAAAGGUGGGACUAAUGCAAUUGGGAAAUUAUGGGGUUGCUUUAUUUUAUUGAAUUUCCAUUUUCCUAAUGUAGCUGACAUUGUAAUUACUAAUAUUAUUGUUAUUGUUAUUAUUAUUAAUAUUUUUUUAGUGAUCAGAUGGCCCAACUCUUCCAUUCAUGUAGCUGUCUAAAGGACACUGAUGGAAUUGUUGCAGAGUCUUUGAUAUUUUUUCCCCUUCACUUUAAUACAAGCUUGUGAAUGAGACAUAUCUUAUGCCAACA